This is a messenger RNA of Diaporthe citri, 1008 nucleotides long. RefSeq lists its product as uncharacterized. Gene Ontology annotation, cellular component: mitochondrion. The transcript has 3 exons. Gene Ontology annotation, molecular function: (3R)-hydroxyacyl-[acyl-carrier-protein] dehydratase activity. Lineage: Eukaryota; Fungi; Ascomycota; Sordariomycetes; Diaporthales; Diaporthaceae. Bases 1 to 1008 code for a protein of 335 amino acids. The record is from RefSeq and is a predicted model, not a curated record.
AUGGCAACACUUUUCGCCCCCUCCACGCCCCGUCUGCUCAGACACGCCCGCCGGGGUGGCGGCGGCGGCGGCAGCAGGAGGACGCUGAUGACAGCCGCAGAGGCAGCCCAGCAGAUGCUGCACGCCUUCGAGGGCCAGACCAGGGUCCAGCGGCAGGUCCUGGACGGGCACCAGCUGCAGAAGCUCAGCCUGACCCUCAACCGGCCGCAUCUGCACCCCGGGGCUGGACGGUACCACCUCGUGUACUUCUCGCCGGCGAGCGUGGAGUCGGAGCUCGGGGCCGACGGCACGGACAGGACGUUCAACGCGCCGGGCCCGUUCUCGCGCCGCAUGUGGGCAGGCGGGCGGAUGACCUGGACCCCCGGGGCGGCGCCGCUGCGGGUGGGAGACGAGGCCGAGGAGCGGACGAGGUUCGUGGGCGCGGCGGCCAAGAAGAGCCGCGGCGGGUCCGAGAUGGUCCUCGUCGACGUCGAGAAGGAGUUCUGGGGCCCGGAGGGGCUGGCGCUCGUGGACCGCAGGGCGUGGGUGUUCAGGCCGCCGCCCAGGGAGGCCCUGGCCCGGUCGGACGCGCAGGUGGCGGGUGUUGUGCCCGGUGCUGUUGGGCGGCACUCGACGGUGGAGGAUGUGCUCGUAGAGGGUUCUGACAUACCGCAGCGCAAGUUCCAGUGGUCGCCGGUGGCUUUGUUCCGGUUCUCAGCGCUGACGUUCAACGGACACAUGAUCCACUACAACGAGAGCUGGACGAGGAACGUUGAAGGGCACCCAGCCACUGUUGUGCACGGGCCGCUGAAUCUCAUCGGGAUGAUGGAUUACUGGCGAGAUGUCCAUGGCCCGGGGAAGGAGGCGGGUGACAUUAGUUACCGCGCACUCUCACCCCUCUACUCGGGAGAUGAGUACGCGGUUCGUACAGAGUCGAUCAAGGAUGUUGAAGGCGGGAAGAGCUGGGACAUUGUCGUUGCGAAAAAUGGUACAGUCAACAUGAAGGGCACGAUAUCGGCAGCCUCAUGA